AUGGCAGUAUCCGAUGAGAAGACGACGAUGACAACCACUUUGGAAGCAGCGGCAACCUCGCGUGACAUCAAAGGUGGUAGCUUCUCUCCUGCCGCCUCCACCGUCGAACACGCAGAGGGAGGCACAGCCAAAGACACAGCCAAAUGGGUCGAGAACGGCCUAGUCGAGCGCGAAGCUCGUUUCAUGGCCACGGUCUCCGAGAAAGAGUCCAGUCGCAUCUAUCGAAAGGUAGACCUUCGUGUCAUUCCGAUGCUCACCGCGUUGUAUUUGAUCGCACAUCUUGAUAGAGCCAAUCUUGGAAAUGCAAAACUCGAAGGCCUCGAGAAGGAUCUCGGUAUGGUCGGCAACGACUAUAACAUCGCCGUGUCAGUCUUCUUCAUUCCCUACAUCCUUUUCGAGCUGCCGAGCAACAUGGUCCUCGCCCGGUUCAAGCGUCCAUCGCUCUAUCUGAGCAUACUCGUCACCGGAUGGGGCGUCUCCGUGCUUGGCUCGGGUUUCACAGACAGCUUCGCCGGCCUUUGCGUCUGCCGCUGUCUUGUUGGCGUCUUCGAGGCAGGUUUCCUCCCUGCGGCUUUCUGGUUGAUAUCCCAGUGGUACCCGCCCUACCGAGCACAGUCUCGGACAGGCAUUUUCUACUUCGCUGCCGCUACCUCUGGUGCAUUCUCGGGGCUCCUCGCUGCGGCCAUCGCUCAAAUGGACGGCCUCGCCGGCAAGGAGGGCUGGCGGUGGAUUUUCAUUAUCGAAGGAUGCCUCAGCGUCCUCCUUGGACUAGGAGCGUAUUUCCUCUUGCCUGAUACCCCAGCGCUGUCAACUAGCUGGCUCGCUCCCGAGGAGAUCCGCUACCUGGAGCUGGUCUUCCGCGCAACCAGGGGCAGGAACGCUGCCACUGGAACAGGACAGGAAAAGCCGAAGAAGAAGGUCAAUUGGAAGGCUCUGCGUGCCAUGUUGACGGACAAGAACCUCUAUCUGCAAAGUAUGAUUGCAGCUGGAUCAUCGCUUCCGAACAACGGUAUGAAAUACACGCUUCCGCAGAUCGUGAAGAACAUGGGCUAUACGUCAACCAAGGCUCAGCUUCUGUCGGUGCCACCGUUCAUGGCUGCUGGUCUGAUGACGAUUGUAUCGUCGUUCUGGGUCGACAAGCGGCGGUCCAAGAAGUUGCCACUCAUUCUACUCUGUCAGUGCAUGCUGUUAGUUGGUUUCUCGGUUCUCUUCGCACUCGCUCCUCAUAUCAAGGACCAUAUUGCCGUCUGCUAUACCUUCGUGGUCAUCGCGUGCAUGGGCAUAUAUCCAAUCGUACCAGCAGCGUCGACUUGGUGCAUCAAUAACCUCGCCGGCCCCGAAAAACGAGUGGCGAGCAUCGGUUUCUUCACCACACUUGCCAACCUCGGAGGCUUCCUCGGGAGCUGGGUCUUUCUCAAUACCGAAAGUCCGGCCUACCCGACCGGCUUCGGCACGUGCCUCUCGUUUGCCGCCGUCGGGAUCAUCUGCUCCCUCACCGUGGAGUGGACGUACAAGCGGCACAACAAGAAGUGGAGAGCUUUUCGCCAAUUGGAAGAGAUGGGCGACCGCAGUCCAUUGUUCAAGUACAUUCUGUAG
Molecule: messenger RNA, 1596 nt
Organism: Cyphellophora attinorum
Lineage: Eukaryota; Fungi; Ascomycota; Eurotiomycetes; Chaetothyriales; Cyphellophoraceae
Product: putative transporter
Exons: 7
Coding region: 1-1596 (531 amino acids)
Biological process (GO): transmembrane transport
Cellular component (GO): membrane
Molecular function (GO): transmembrane transporter activity
Source: RefSeq, a predicted model, not a curated record